Molecule: messenger RNA, 1276 nt
Organism: Sinocyclocheilus anshuiensis
Lineage: Eukaryota; Metazoa; Chordata; Actinopteri; Cypriniformes; Cyprinidae
Product: transmembrane protein 51-like
Exons: 3
Coding region: 341-1081 (246 amino acids)
Source: RefSeq, a predicted model, not a curated record
AACAGGUCUGUUAAAGGGUUAAAUCUGGACUGCAGGGACAGGACGAUGUUCAUGUCUGUGAAACUCGAGGCCAAACCGCUUUAAGAAAUUCAAGUUAAAUUUCUUAAGGAAUGUUGCAAAAGCUCCGGUGUACGUGUACAUCAUUGGAUUAAAAGUGGUUUCAUCCAGCAUUUAAACGGGGUUGGUCUUCUAAACACAAGGAAGAGCAUUUUUCUGGAGCGGGUCAGUGCUCCAAAAAAGACAGGAAAAAAUGAGAUAAGGUUUGUAGGCAUUUCGACAGGCACAGGACGACAAACAACGUGUCCGGAGGAGAUUCAAGUCCACGGGAAGGUUUGGAAGCAUGUCCUACAGCGACCAGACUCCACCCAGUCCCAGCAGGACCAGCGGCAGUAGCUCUGGGGCGCAGUAUGCUACUGCCGCGCUGGGCGUGGGCCUAAUUGCUCUGGGGAUAGUCAUGAUUGUGUGGAGCGUGGUGCCGGCAGGGUCUGGAGGGAACAGCUCCACACCCGGCAUGGAUCAAGGUCAAGCUCGAGAGACCUCAUCCGUGGCGUUCGUCCUAGUAGGGGGAGGAGUGGCGCUUCUGCUGCUGUCUGUGUGUCUGAGCGUACGGAACAAACAGCGGGCGGCCCGGGGACAGGAAGCCGGCAGUACACCUGCAAACACAGGGGAGGGGGCUACGACAGAGCAACUAGCUCAAAACUACAUGGUCCCCACUUACGAGGAGGUGGUAAUGAGUGGCCAAUAUCCCAUCAGUCAGUCCUCUGAGCGACACAACAGCAUCACCCAGCUGCCAGCCUAUGACGAGCUAGAGGAAGAUCAGCACACUGCGGAGGAUGGAUUCAGCCCAGCACACAGACCUUCAUCCCAAAUCGACCCCAGCACUGGAGCGGGCGGCCGAAGAAACAGCCGUCCCGGACGCAAGCUGAUUCCCCUUAAAAUUAGGCGCAUAAAGUCUGACAACCUUAGAAGGAAAAGCUUAAGCGAUAUCCAGCAGACUAACGUGUUCACCAUCGAACCCCUCACACCGCCUCCGCAGUAUGACGAUAAGCUCCCUCCACUUCCUACAAGCACACAACAGUGAGGCAUGCUGGAGGUUUACACUUACACUGUGAUGAAGUCUGCACUACUGCACUGAACUCCAUAUUACUCCUCUGGACAGGACGUGUCACUAUCAGCAGCACAGAGGAGGCAGUAUAUGUGUAAAGGUGGAGAGCCUUAAUUACGUCUUUCUGUGUUGGCUGUAUAUUUCCUGUUUAGCCAAAAAAAAAAACCUGAU